Molecule: messenger RNA, 3225 nt
Organism: Chanos chanos (milkfish)
Lineage: Eukaryota; Metazoa; Chordata; Actinopteri; Gonorynchiformes; Chanidae
Product: KIAA0319 ortholog
Exons: 21
Coding region: 1-3225 (1074 amino acids)
Biological process (GO): neuron migration
Cellular component (GO): cytoplasmic vesicle; plasma membrane
Source: RefSeq, a predicted model, not a curated record
AUGGGAAAUGCUAUCAUCUCAUCGCAAGGAGGAUACUGGCGCAUCCAUAAGCUUCCAUCAGCCUCGUCGCCGUCCGUCUCUAAAGAUAACCCCUCAAGGUUAUCUGUACUCUGUGUCCUUUGCACCUAUGCUCUCUUUCCUGAAGUUGCACUGGCUGGGCAGUGCUGGCAAGCAGCUACCUACCCAGAGACCAUCAUUUCCCCAGACCUGAAGACCAGCAGUAUCCUGCGGGUACCAGAGGUGGUGUCUCUGGCCCAGUGUGCAGGAGCGUGCUGUGACCUCCUGGGUUGUGACUUGGCCUGGUUUUCUGAGCGCCGUUGCUAUGUGCUCAGCUGCCAUCGAAAAGAGAAUUGCCAGCCCAAGAAAAGACCAGGCAGGGACUCCCUCAUAGCCUUUGUGCAGCGUGGCCCGCCGCAAACCAUGGUGCUGCAGUCACUUGUCCGGGGAGAGCCCUAUCCCAACCACUGGCGGUCACUUCCCAAACACAGAGGGCUGGAGGACCCCCUGAAGGAUCUGGCCCUGUUGAACAGUCUUCAGGAUUUUGACAACCCUGACAUGGAAUAUGCUGAAAGCUACAGGGCAGGGGGCGAUGAAUUUAUCAAAGGGAAAGAUGACUCAAAGGCAGAACCAGAGGAGAGCUUCAGGCUCCCUGAUUGGACGAGAGCUCAGAGUAAAGAGGAAUUUAACCUAUCAAAAACGGAGGGAGACCAGGAGAAAUUCUCUAUCCUGAAGCCUUUUGAGAGCAUCCAUCUCCAGGUCAGUCCCUCUUCAGGAUUGACGGAGGAAAGCAGAGCAUCUCCCAGUACACCAGACCCCUCUAUCAGGCCCUCAUCAACUGUUCCAGUUACCCUGCUGAUUGAUGAACAUCCACAGAACGUCUCAGCUACAAGCACAGAGCCGACAACUCUCCUACAGACAGUUGCUGUUGAGUCAGCUGAACUACACAGACCCAGCACAUUUCCCUCCUCUCUACCCCAUCUAAGAGCCACUCCGCCAACCACCUCUGUUCAGCCAGCAAGAGCCUUGAGCGUGUCCAUUGGAAACCCUGUAGAUGUAACCCUACCAGAAGACACUGUGGAGCUUUCUGCUAAAGUGAGCCCUGAGCCUCAGGCAGAAGAUACGUACACAUUUGAAUGGAAUUUAAUCAGCUCGUCAAAUAACCACCAGAUGGUGAUGGAGGGCAAGCACAACAAGUCUGUCACAGUGUCAGCGCUGUCUGCAGGCACGUAUGUGCUAAAAGUGAGCGUCAGGGGGGAGCAAGCAUAUGGUGAGAACACUGUAAACAUCACAGUGCACCCUGCAACGAGUGAGAACAGGCCUCCAAAAGCCAUCGCCCUCCCUGAGACCCAGGAUGCGUCUCCCCCUGCCAGCUCCGUCGUCAUUAACGGCAGCCAAAGCGCGGCAGAUACUGGGAUUGUGAACUACCUGUGGGAACAGGUCGAGGGUCCGUCAUGGGAGGAUGGGGUGUCUGUGGACACACCAGUACUCUAUCUCCACAGUCUGCUUCCUGGCAACUACACCUUCAAGCUGACGGUGACUGAUUCUGAUGGGCAGACUGAUGCUACCACAGCACAGGUUAGAAUCACCGAACCAACUGAUGAUCCUCCAGUGGCCGAUGCAGGCCCUGACCAAGUCAUCACCCUACCCCUCAAUCACCUCACUCUACAUGGCAAUCAGAGUACUGAUGAUCACUCCAUCAACAGCUAUAUGUGGAGCCUCCAUCCAAGCAGCCAAACUAAAGAAGUGACCAUGCAGGGUGUGAGAACAGCAUUCCUGCAGCUUUCUGGUCUCCAGGAAGGUGUGUAUGUCUUUCAACUGACUGUCACUGACUCCAGCAUCCAACAGGACUCAUGCACAGUUACUGUUACUGUUCUGCCAGAGAACAGACCUCCCGUGGCAGUGGUUGGGCCAGACAGGCAGCUUGUUCUCCCUGACAGCAGUAUCACACUGAAUGGCACUGGCAGCACUGAUGAUCAAGCCAUCACCAGUUUCCGCUGGGACAUCAUUAGUGGACCUCCUGGUGCAAAAAUCAAGGAUGCCAAUAAGCCAGUAGCUACAGUAACAGGUCUCAGAGUGGGAAGUCACAAAUUCAGGCUUACUGUGCAAGACCAGCAAGGGGCAGAGGCCAGUGCACUACUGACCGUAACAGUGAAAGAGGCCAAAAGUCUACCUCUUGUAGCUCAUGCCAGUGGUAGUCACACGCUGACGCUGCCUAACAAUUCACUGGUGUUGAGGGGUUCAGUUUCCAACAGCGCUUCCAACAACGUGUCCUUCCUGUGGGUCAGAGACGAGCAGAGUCCUGCCGCAGGGGAUAUCCUCUAUGGCUCAGACCACCAGGCCUCCCUCUACCUAGCUAACCUGGUGGAGGGCACCUACUUGUUCCAGCUACGGGUGACUGACACCAAGGGGCGAUCAAGUGUUGCAACGGCCACUGUGGAAGUGCGUCCUGACCCGCGCGAGAGAGAGGAGGUGGAGCUUGAACUGCAAGUGGGAGUGGCUCAGGUUAGUCAUCAGCAGAAGGACACGGUGGUGAGACAGCUGGCAGCUCUGCUGCAUGUACUGGAAACGGAUAUUGCCCUGAAAGGCCUGCAUGGGCAAUCUGAUAUCAGCACAGUGUGGAGGUUCUCUGUGCAGGGUCCAGAUGGUAUAAUCCCCGGCCCCAAACUGGCUCGUUUGCUUAGGAACCAGCUCCUGACAGGGAAAAGUGAUUUCCUGCUUUUUAAAGUGCUCAGAGUAAACACAGUCAUGUGCAUGCUACUUUGCUCUGGACACGGCCAGUGUGACCCCAUCACCAGGAGCUGUUCCUGUGACCCUUUGUGGAUGGAGAACCCAGUCCGGAAGUUUCUCGCUGAUGGCGAGAGCAAUUGUGACUGGAGUGUGCUGUAUGUGACAGUGACAUGUUUCGUGCUCAUUGUCCUUGUCCUGUCAGUGGGCUGGGCAUGUAUCUGUUGCUGGAAAAGAGGGAGACGCACAAAAGUGAGGAAGAAAACCAAGUACACUAUACUUGACAACAUGGAUGAACAGGAGAAGAUGGAGCUGCGGCCAAAAUACAACAUCAAACACAGGAGCACAGAGCACAACUCCAGUCUAAUGAUGUCUGAGUCAGAGUUUGACAGUGAGCAAGACAUUGUCUACAGCUAUGAGAGGACAGACAGGGCCAGAAAUCGUGCCAACGGUGCAGCCAAAAGCAGAGAUGCAUUCAGCCUAAGACCUGUGGAUGGGUGA